Molecule: messenger RNA, 8956 nt
Organism: Lates calcarifer (barramundi perch)
Lineage: Eukaryota; Metazoa; Chordata; Actinopteri; Centropomidae
Gene: ahctf1
Product: AT hook containing transcription factor 1
Exons: 40
Coding region: 267-8015 (2582 amino acids)
Source: RefSeq, a predicted model, not a curated record
CUCUUCUGUCAGACCCACGGACUGCGAAGAAGUGGCGCAUGGAGCACUUUCCGAUCGUGGAAGUGGCGCUCUGCUCUGUAGACGCCUGAAGUCAGGAGCAUUUCGUGCUGGUCAGACAGCUGAAGCGUCCAGAGGGCUUCACGCGUGAGUUGUACUUUGAAAAGGAGCGGAUUAUGACACAGGAAAGAAGGAAUCGGGAGAUUCGUCAAGGAAAACCAAACAUUCGUGGCUCUGAUAAAGCCGUCACCAUCCUCGGACAGUGAACAAUGCAUGACCUGACCGCCCAAGUCACCAGCAGCCUGCUGCCUUUCCCAGGAGUGACUGUAGAUGCUCUGGGGGAAGAUGAGAUCACUUUAGACUCUGUUCUACAUGGGAAGUUCACUGUUGGCCGCAGUGGCCUGGCGUGGCUGGCCUGUGGCCCCCAUUUGGAGGUUGUCCAUGCAGUGACAGGAGAACGUCUGUCUGCGUACUGCUUCAGUGGCGGAGGGGAGCACCCACCCAGUGUCCUUGCUGCCAGGGACUUCAGCUGGCUCAAACGGUCUGGACUGCUGGUUGGCUUGGAGGAAGCAGAGGGCAGUGUGUUGUGUCUCUAUGACUUAGGACUAUCAAGGGUGGUGAAAGCUGUGGUUAUACCAGGCAGGAUUACAGCCAUUGAGCCAUUAGUUAGUUAUGGUGGAGCGAGCACUUCGACGCAGCACCUCCACCAGAGUUUGCGCUGGUUCUUUGGCAUAGCUGCCGUGGUAACAGAUGUCGGUCAUGUUCUGCUUGUGGACCUCUGUCUCGAUGACCUGUCCUGCAGCCAAAGUGAACUAGAGGCUUCAGACCUGCAGGUAGUGACAAAAUCUCCUGCAGAGAUCCCCAGGCUUAGAGAAGUCAGCACCAGACAGGGCAGACAUCUUUGCCUCCAACUGAAUGGACCUAGUGGAGUUGGAGCCACUGCUCUGCAGUACAUCCCCAGGACCAACCAGUUGGCAGUGGGAUUUUCUGAUGGAUACUUACAGUUGUGGAACAUGAAGACUCUAAAGAAAGAAUACCACUCCCAGUUAGAGGGUGGUGGGGUGGCUGUGUAUGCCUUUACCUUCCAGGAGCCAGAGAAUGACCCCAGGAAUUGCUGCUACCUCUGGGCUGUCCAGUCUUCUCAGGACCUCGAGGGAGAUACGGUCAGCCUCCGCCUGCUUCAACUGGCCUUCAGUGAAAGGAAGUGUCUGUCUUCUGGGAAGAUCCUCUAUGAGGGUCUAGAGUACUGUGAGGAACGUUACAGUCAGGAGUUAAGUGGCACAGCUUUCCCUCUCAGGGCCCAGACCACCAACACCCGCCUGCUGAGUUGUCAGACCAUUGAGAAAUUCAGACCCCAUCCUGACAGGGAUGACAGCAUGAAUGAAGUUGCAUCUCCAGACACCAGUGUGUCUAUCUUCAGCUGGCAAGUCAAGGCCUAUGGUCAGGGAACCCCAACUACCUACAUCGGGGUUUUUGACAUCAACCGCUGGUACCACGCACAAAUGCCAGACUCUUUAAGACUGGGGGAGUCUCUGCAAAAUUGUCCCUACCUGGCAGUUUGGUCUCUGGACCCAGUGGUGCAGAUGGUGUCUCCACAUGCCCUCCUGGAUGUGGUCAUACAUGACCGCAGCCUGAGCAGGGGCCUUCCCUUCACCUGUCCCCCACCAGAACAGUACUUCAACCCCACCACAUACAACUUUGAUGCUACCUGCUUGCUCAACUCUGGAAUUGUGCACUUAACCUGCUCUGGGUAUCAGAAAGAGACCCUGAGCUUUUUGAAGAAAGCUGCUCCUUGUUCCAGUGACAUCAUCUCCACUAGCUACUCUCGCUGCCUCAUGUCUGGCCUACUCUCAUCUCGCCUGGCUGACACCCAGGCCUCCAGCCUCUCUCAGGAGGAGCAGCUGGAUGCCAUCUUGUCUACAGCGGUGGAGACCAGCUCCUUGGGACUGAUCACCGGCUGUAUCAAGCAGUGGACUGCAGAAGAACAACCAGGCUCCGCACUGAACCUGCGUUACAUCUUGGAUUGGGCCUGGAACAAAGUAGUCCAGACCAAGGAGGAACUGGAUGGCAUCUGCGCGCCGCUGUUUGAUAGCUCAUCCAACUUCACAGACCCUCAGACUUUGCAGCUGCUACAACACAGCCAGAGACUGCUGGGUAACCUCAGCACCAUCUUCCACUGUCUACUCAGUGAGGCUCAGGAGCUCACACAAAAAGGUCUGGUGGGGCUGAUAAACAAGAACAUGGUGUCCAGUCUGAUUUCGAAGUAUGCUCAGGUGGUCCUCUGGUUCUGUCGUACUGGCUUACUUCCCGAGGGAUCAGAUGAUGACGCUCUCCAAAUCUCCAGGCCUUUCUACACCCACUCAGUUAUCAGCAACUAUUAUACUAUACGUAGAGAGGAGCUCACCAGGCUAGCAAAGGGCAAGUGGUGUGCAGACUGCCUGAUGAUUGACGGUUUGGUUGGCCAAUGUGGUGAACGCUUGACCAACCUAUGGAAAAGGGAUGAGGGUGGUACAGGGCACUAUCCACCACCUACAUUGCAUGCCUUGUUGGACAUUUAUCUACUGGACAACAUCGAUGAAGCUACCAAACAUUCAAUUGUGAUUUACCUGUUGCUGGAUGUCAUGUACUCCUUCCCCAAUAAGGAGGGAGCAUCAGUGGAGUCUUUCCCCACAGCGUUUGCCAUCCCUAUUGGACUGGUGAAACUAGUACAAGGCCUCUGGCUGCUGGACCAUCAUGACCACCAGAGUUCAUUUGAGCUGCUCCUGCAUCCAGCUGCCUCUCAGUGUCAGUUUGAGUGGCAGCACGAGCGCGUCCUGCAAGCUCUCAUGUGCCAGGGCCAGCACACAGUGGCGCUACGAUAUUUUCAUGUCACGAAGCCCCCAAUUUCCUCCACCUCCCAGGCCAAACUCUGCCUGUCUGUACUGCUACACAACAGGUGUCUCAUAGAGGCAUGGUCCUUACUUCGGCAGCACUCUAAUCGACUCAACAUGGGUGAGCUGCUGGGCUUCCUGUACGAGAGCUGCCAGGAGCUGGGUCUCAUCAAGGAGCUGCUCAAACUGCCCCUGGGUCUUACUGAACAGGAAUGUUUGGAGAAGUUUCUCCAGGGUACAGGGGGUCUCCAAAACAGAGAACUACUGAUGGUUCAUUACCUUCAGCAGGCCAACUACAUACCUGCUCUGCAGCUCAACCACAGCCUUAAAAUGAAUCUGGUGAAUGAGCGCGACCCAAAGCUUAAAGAACGAACCAACACCAGGAACGCUAUAUUGGAUCAGUAUGGCAAAGUUUUGCCCAGAGUCCAGAGGAAACUGGCAAUGGAGAGAGCCAAGCCUUACCAGCACCCAUAUGCCAUCCACAGAGAAGUUUCUCGGCCGCAGCCGUUGUCGACUAUCACAAAGCGCUCUACCAGUGAGAAGGUGAUGUCCAGGGCUGGAUUUAUCAACAAUGUCUUGACCAAGAUUGAGGAGGUGUGGUUAGGCAAAGGAGCAACACCACAGUCCUCCCCAGCCAAGAAAACCAAGCCAGCUGAUACCCAGAGCCCGAGCCCCAGGCCCUCCUCUUCAGCCCUUCCUGAUCCCUUCCUGGGAACUCCUAUCACAAUGACCUCCAAACGAAAGUCAAGGCUGGUGGACUUGGUGGUUCACCCCUCCUGUCUGAGCCCUCAACCUCUUCUUAGCCCCCCCAGACCUCCCAGCUCCUGGGUUUCCCCAAAGAGCAUCAGCAAAGCCCCUGAACUCAGUCUGCUGCAAACACCACAGGUUGUCAAACGAGCUCGGGCCUUGGCUGCCUCUGGCCCAGUGUUCUCAGCCUUCACUCCCCAAUCCAUCCUCCGCAGCAGCCUCAGGCCUACACCUGUUGCCACCCCUUCUGCCUCUCCAGGGCGCUCCAUCACCCCUCCACUCCGCAGCAAGGAGAGCCGCAUCACUUUCAUCGAAGAGUCUCCUGAACCAGAGAAGGGCAUCCGAUGGACCAAUGGGAUGGCAGCAGACAGUGAGAUUAGCUUGCUGACCAGAGGCUCCACGCUGUCCAAGGCCACAGGUAAAUCCUGGUCUUCACAGCCUGCUGAGGAGGAAGAGGAUGCAGAUGAGGAAAGGGAACAACCGCAUGUGAAGUUCUUGCCUCCUGAAGGUGGUAUUCCCUCACCGCACCUGAGAUGCUCUGAGAGUGAGUCGUCCUCCAUCCAUGAAGAAACCAGACCAUCAGAUGCAACGCAAGCACGACUUACCCUGAGCUUUGACACCAGUCAAACAUCUGUCCAGUCAACAGACACCACCUUAGAGUUCUAUGAUGCACCUCUAUCAGGAGACCAGGAAAUAGAGGAGGGGCACACAGCUACAGAGAAAGAUGAGGAGGUAGUGACACUGAACAUCAAAGCCCUAACUGAAAAGGAGGAUCCAGAGGAAAAGACUUCACAAACCACUGAGGAAAUCCCUGUUCUCACAUCAGAAAAUAGAGAGAAGGAAGAAGAUGAGGUGAAGGAGGAGGACAAAACAUUUGAAGACGUGAUGGAGUUUGGCCUUGAACAGGAGGCUAAAAAUGAGGGAGAAGUUCAGUCUGAAAAAGAGGAUGAACAGGAUGUUGAGUCAAGUAGCAAACAAGAAGAUGCUGCAACUCUUGACCAAGAGGAGACCCCUAGUCACAGUCAAGUUUGUAAUCAGGUAACUGAGAGCACAGAUUCUGGCACAGAGGUCGAAUCUCAGGAUCAACCAGCGGAAGCCACUGAACAGGACGUCCAGUCGAAGGUCACAAAGUCCACUGAGCAACUUAAACCACCUGAGACCACAGAACCAACAAAUGAACCAGAGGAGGAUCUGGAACAGUCGACGGCAGAUCUGACAGAAUUUGUGCAGCAACGACUGUUUGGCAGCGAUCUGUCUCCUCCUCUCACCCGCUCAGGAAUCCACAGUGCAUCACGGACGGAGGUGUCUUUCAACAGUGAGUCACCAGGUGAAGUUGAAGAGGAGGAGGAGCAGGCAGCUGCUGAAGCGCCCCCAGUUUUCACCAUCCAGAAAUCUACCGCCUCUGUGACAUCCUCCGAGCCAACUGGCACAGACUCGCACUCUGUUGUGAGUGUAAACGAUAGUGAAGAACUUUCCAGCCCUGUGUCUGAGGAAGAAGAAGAAGAAGAAGAAGAAGAAGAUGAUGAUGAUGAGGAGGAGUCUGAUCAAGCUGAGGAGGAUGAAGAAGAAGAAGAAGAAGAAGAAGAAGGAGAGGAGGAGGAGGAGGAAGACUCUGGUAGUGAGGUGGAGAUCAUUGAGGAGGUGCAGGGCAAUGGGAGGCUCCCACCCCUCCAACCCAGUUCAGUCUUUGUUCAACAGGGACAAACUCACUUCCUGCCAAGUCUGUCAGAGGAGGAGGCUGCUGUGUUCUCUCUGGUCGCACCCGGUGCAGAGAUGAAGAUAGUGGAGGAGGACAUGGAGGGCGAGGUGGUGAUGGUGAGACUUGGGGCCGAUGAAGGGGCGAUGGAGGCAGUGGAAGAUGAGGAGCAAGGAUCAUCAUACAUGGAGCUCAAACCCUCUACCACUCUCCUGGUGCCUCUGGAGCUGAUGGAGGGCCAACACGGCCUGGUCGGGAGCGCCGAGCUGGACCUUCCUGACAUUCAGCAGACGGUUGUGACGGACGACCUGAGGACCGAAUCUCACGGCAGCUUCUCUCUGAUGCUGGAUAUGGAUGAGGAUGGGGUUAAAGAUGAAGACAUACUGCCAUGUCCUCUGGAGAAUGAUCUGCAACCCUCCGGUCUUUCCAUCCAGCCUCCAGUAGAGGAGGCUAGUGAGGAGCUUAUGGUCAAACCUGAGGUUAUUCUUUUGGGCGUAGACGACCAGGAUACUCCCUUGUUUGGAGAAGUCUUACAGGAUGACCAGAGGAAAGAGUUGGACAUCGUGGAUGGAACAGAGGUAGAUGGACUGACAGAACCAGAACCUGUAAACCUCCAAACUGACACAGAACAGACUGAAAACGCUGGGACAUGCCAGGAGACAGAAGGUGCCAGUGAGCAGAAGGUUUCUGAUUUAGUACCGCUUGCUGAAGAUCAGGAACCUGCAGCUCCUUCUAAACCAACUCCAGCAGAAGAACUCCCAGUGGUUGCAGAUGACGAAGACUCUGUGGCAAAGGAAGAUGCUGCUGAUGAGGAGCUGGGAGAGGAGGAAGAUAAACCAACACCCGCUGAGGACCAGGAACAGCCUGAAGAAAAUGGGCCCAUUAAAAUAGAUGCUGAAAUUGUGCCUAGUGCAGAGACUGUGCCUGCUGUGGAGGAGCAGUUGCAGGACCACAGAGCCUUAGUAGAGACAGAAGAGGAUAACAUGGAAGAAACUACGAAAGAGAAGGAAACAAGGAGGAGUACUAGGGGAAGACUGAGACAAGAUAAAGGUGCUGAAGGGAAAUCCGUGAAGCAGGUCUCGAGCUCAAAUAGUGAGCCAGAGGAACAGCCUGUACCAGAGACCCCCACCUCUCAGAAGAAGAAGGCUCCUUCCACCCCAACACGGAGGACCACGAGAGGGAAGAGGAACGUUACUUUUGUGUCUCCGCUCCUGGAGGAAGCAGAGGAGUCAGAGGAGGGGGUGAAAGCAGACAAGGCAGAGACGAACUCUCUGGAGGUCCCUGCCUCACCUAGACGUACACCCAGGAAAACUAAAUGGGUCAGAGAAGUCCAAGCCAGCACACCUCGAAGAAGUACCCGCAGAGCUCAGCCGGAACCCCAUAGAGACGAGGUUGAGGACAACGAUACCAUAGUUGCAUCGACCUCCAAGAUCUCUUCUCCAGCCAGACGACGGGGUCCCCAGAGGACCAGCCAGAGGACACGGACUGGCAGUGAGGAGGUGUCUGCAGCCACAGAGGCUGAAGUCAAAGAGGAGGAGGAAGAUGAAGAGGAGGAAGUCACACAUAUGAAAGCUGGUCGACGAACAGGCUCCAAGACUCCCACACCUGCCAAACGCAAGACCGCUCAGGGAAGCACUCCUAGGAGGUCCACCCGACGGAUAUUGAAUAGCAGCGAGGUGGAGUCGGCGCCAUUGGAGAUCUUGAAAGAGGAGAAGGAACAGGAUGAAGUCUUCGCUCCCUCCUUCAAACGCAGCUCCAGGAGGGUGAAGACGGAACCGUCAGAGACACAGCUGGACCUGCUGGAGGAGGACGAGGACAAGAAACUGCAACUUUCCAGCCCUGGCAGGACGACUCGGCAGUCCAACCGAAUUACCCUGAAUGUUUAUCCACAGGUGAAACUGGUUCCUGUAUCACUUCCUCAGAGUGCAAAAAAGACAAGACGAGACAUGAUCGCUGAGAACAUAAAGGAAAGUGAGGAUCUGCUCGAGUCUGAACUGAACAGCAACUCCCGUCGACCAACUAGGAGCAAACUCUGGAACCACCCUGAGGAGGACCUUCCCUUGCUGGACUCUCCGCUGGAGGUGGAUUCUGAAACCCCUGUCGCAGACGCCCUCAUCAAGAGACUCCAGGAUGAGGAGGAGAAGCAGGAAGGAGGAGUAGUUGUCUCCAAGAUGGUGAGAACUAGCAAGAGGAGUACGAAGUCAUCCACGGAACAGGAUCACUCGCAGCCUCCUGCAAAAGACAGCCCGGUCCCUGACCCCAAAGAGGACGAGUCCAGUCCAGGCGAGCAUUCAUUCAUCUAUUCCCCUUCACGACGAAGAACAAGAGCCCGUAGAGCAGAGUCUCCCGGUCCAAGUGAAGAGCCUGCAGCACCUGCCACUCGCAGCAGGAGAAGAGUCAACAAAGAGGUUUCUCCUCAGGAUGCAGUUGCUUCAGAAGAUCACAUGGAAGUGGAGAAAGCCGCAGGUGUUUCUAAAACCAGAAAAACAGGCAAACGAACGGCCAAAUCCAAAGGCGUCUCAGAACCGCCUCCCAUGGCAGAGGUGGACCUGAUCUCGCCUCUGCCCAGCCCGGCCGAUCAGCUCCCACGAGCGCUGAAGAGGAUUAAAGACGGAGAGGCCCCGACCUCAAGCAUGAACCUUCGACGUAAACGUAUAAUGGACACCGUUUUCACAAAGCCUGUCACCCGGAGGAAGAAACUAUAAGGAGGUUGGUGGUUGUUUUAACCAGCGAACCUCAAGAUCUGAACCACACUUAAGCGAAGAGCUGUCAAAAUAAAAAUGUUUUCCUUGAAACUCACGAUGGAUCUGUUUCCUCAAAUGCCUCACAGAGCUGAAGUUGUCUUUGUAUAUUGACUUCCCUGUAGGACAAUAAAAUAAAAGCAAUGAGAGGACUAUAUUUUUGGAGUUUACACGUCCCGCUCGUACUAACUUGAUUUCACUUAGUAUUGUAUCCGUGGCCAUUUUGUGAUGCUCCUUGUAAUCCGCUUAAUUCUCUGGGCACAGAAUGGCACAAAGGAAUGCAAUCAGUGUGGGUUUUCAGAAGCUCCCGUUAAUAAAACCAGAGACUGAACUGAACUUGCCUCUGAUAAAGAGGUUUUAUUUACAUUCUCUUUUAUUUUAAGGUUUUUUUUUUGUUGUUGUUUACUUUUAAGAUUUCGAGGCCUGCUGUUUUUUCUAUUUAAGAAGAAAAGCAACCAACCCAGUGGAGAUGAAACAUUUCCACUUCUAAAUUUGUAUAUAGUCUUUUGCUAUGUUCCAAAUAAAGUUAAUAAAUAAAUCCUAAAGAAUUAUGUUCAUUUUUAAGUUUUAUGUGUCUCACCUAAUCAGACUGCCUAUGCCAUAGUCUUACAAUUUCAGUUGAUUUGGGACGUUUUCUGUGAAAGAGGCACAGACUUGUACACUAUUGCCAACAGAAUUGGACUGUUUUUGUAUUGUCAUUGGGAUGUUAUAUAUUGUGAAAGAAGGGGAAAAAAGACUUGCACAGCGUUUGGAACUUGUUUUGGGAGUUGUUAAUAGGCUUGUUUAGUUAAAUUUAUGGCAACCACCAUCUGACACAUAGGCUAUUUUCUGAUGAAUGUAUGUAGAAUGUCCUAUUUUUGAUGACUGCUCUUUGAUAAAUAUGGCAAAGCUUGAAUACCUCUCUA